GACACGUUCCAGUCAAUCAAAACAUUACCUUUUCCAGCCAAACCCUGAGAGGUUCCCCCGUGAGAACUGAAAAUCCUAUCCAAACUGAGACAGUGAGCUUUGAAGCUCUGUGAACCUUCUUCUUCUUCCUCUUCUUCAAGACUAUAUAUUUCGUUGCUAGAAUCCUUUGGGUAAUUGGGUGAUAACCAAUAUGGCAGCUCUAUGCUUCGGCACAUCACUCCAUGUACCAAAAACUACUAAGAUACAGACCGUAGGUAGACAGAGAAAGUUAAAUGGAAUUCGCUGUGAGGCGAGGAAGUCAUUGGAGGAGCUAUAUAACAUAAAGGUGGAACAUAACGCGUCAAAGGAUAGAUUGGAAAAACUGGCAGUAUCACGUUGGUCAAUGUGGAAAACAGGGAAGUGUAGGUUGUCAUGGGACUGGCAGGUGGACCAGUUGGUGUACGUCGUAGAAGGUGAAGUUAGGGUUGUUCCAGAAGGGAGCGAAGAAUACAUGAGCUUUGUAGCCGGUGAUCUUAUUCGCUACCCCAAGUGGUUUGAAGCUGACUUAUGGUUCAAUGCCCCUUACCAAGAGCUUUACAGCUUUAGAGCUUAUGGCGAUGACUAAGUCUUUUUCUUCGUUUUCUGGGUAUGUUUCUGGUCUCUCAUUUUGAUUUAAAACUUCAUUCGAGCAUUAUGUGUUGAAUGAGCAAACUACCCAUAAUUUUAAUAUAGGACUGUCGCCAUCUUAAUCAGAAUGCCUUUGUUGUCCCUGCCUAAUUUCUCCGACUUGUAUUGAUAAUGAUGGUUGUUGGAUGUCAUUGAAUUUGUAACAAAAAAUGGAACUGCAGUUAGUCUAUAAAUGUGUACUAGUGCUUGUAUGUAAUGAUUUAUAUGUUGAAUCCCCAA
Molecule: messenger RNA, 885 nt
Organism: Papaver somniferum (opium poppy)
Lineage: Eukaryota; Viridiplantae; Streptophyta; Magnoliopsida; Ranunculales; Papaveraceae
Exons: 2
Coding region: 191-604 (137 amino acids)
Source: RefSeq, a predicted model, not a curated record